Molecule: messenger RNA, 2274 nt
Organism: Cataglyphis hispanica
Lineage: Eukaryota; Metazoa; Arthropoda; Insecta; Hymenoptera; Formicidae
Product: basic helix-loop-helix transcription factor scleraxis
Exons: 3
Coding region: 574-996 (140 amino acids)
Biological process (GO): developmental process; regulation of transcription by RNA polymerase II
Molecular function (GO): RNA polymerase II transcription regulatory region sequence-specific DNA binding; DNA-binding transcription factor activity, RNA polymerase II-specific; protein dimerization activity
Source: RefSeq, a predicted model, not a curated record
UAUAUAUAUGCACAAAUUGUAAGUAGUAAAUUAAAUUUUUGAAGAUGCGAGAAGAUAACGAUAUGGAAUAUAAUAAUAUGAACUAUAUUAUAACUUUGGUUUUCAUUUUGAUGUUCUUGCAAAUUUCAAUGAUGAAUUAAUUAUAGUAUAUUUACCAUAAAAGAUAUAAUAUUUAUGAUCAUAAUUUUUUUUUAUAUUUGCACGUUGAACGUUUUUUUCUAUAUUUUCGUUGCCACAACUUUCGCGUAUUAUGGUAAGCAUCAGAAAAGAAAAGAGAAGAGAAGGAAGAAAGUACCGAAAGAGAAAGAGAAAGACAGAGAAAAGAUCUUUAUCCGCUCCUGAUCCUACACAUGUGCGGCUCACAUGAGUGUCGAGUUUAGCUGAGAAAAACAGGGAGUAAGAAACAGGAGGGGGAGGAGAAGAGCGGCAACGCGGAACUGAGGGAUGUAAGCGUGCGUGACACACCAGAGAUGAGGAAAUUUCAUAUUCCAAAGGAAAGGAAAGAGGCUGCGGAUCAGUCGCUCAUUGAUAAAGGCAACGUUUUCGUGAACAGUCUAAGGUCGGAUCUAUAACAUGGCAACGCGUAGAAAAGAAGAAUCGUCGAAGCAGCGAUAUCAAGCAAACGCUCGAGAAAGAGAUCGCACUCAUAGAAUACAAUCUUCAUUGUGCAGCGUGAACACGGCUUUCAGCGUCCUGAGAACUCUGAUUCCAACCGAACCGGCUGACCGGAAGCUAUCGAAAAUAGAGACUUUAAGGUUGGCCAGCAGUUACAUUAGCCAUUUGGAUGCUAUACUCAUCGCGGGUGCCAUAGAUCAACCCUGCUCACGUCUCCUAAAAAAUAACAGCAUUUGCUCGACAAGGCCGCAAGUUUGCACUUUUUGCUUAGCAAUGCAUAAAAAAUAUGUAAUUUCCGAUUACUCAAAUGUUGAGACAACAUCGUGUAUCUUUAUGCCAACGAAUGCAACGUGUUUCGAUUUAGAUAUAAAUGAUAAUUAAAAUUUAAAACUUAGUAUAAUAUCUGUAUAUUUGUUGUAAAUAUUACUUAUAAUUAUUUGUAGCAUAUGUUAUAAGAAUUAUAUAGUAACUUAAUUAGGAAUUAUUAAUUACAUGUUCCAUAAGUUUUACACUAAUAUAAAUUUUUUAUUAAUAUUUUGAUUUUAUGGGAAAAUAAUGUAAUUUAUAUAUAUACACAUAUACAUGAGAUCUUUUAUAUACAUAUGUCUAAUAACUUAAAAAUAAUAUUGAAUCUUUACAUUUGUGAAUAUGAGAAAAAAAUAUGUAACGAUUAUAGUUUUGCUAUCAAAAGAUAUAUUUAAUUUUCAAAAUUAAUAUAUCUUAACUUCUCAAAAAUUAAUAACAAAACGUUAUCUUAAACAUUAAAAAACAAUCAUUUUUUUCGAAGUAACUGUUGUCGGUAACACACUACAAAUAAGUCGCUUCAAGUAUCGUGGGGUUAUUUAAAGACGUCACUGCUUUAUUCUACAAUUAUUUUUCACUCGUCAUAGUUAAAAUAAUUUACAAGAAGAAAAACUUGAAGUUAUCCAUCGCUUUUAUAUAUUCUUUUUAUAUUUUUUUUCGCGUAUAUUGUCAAAACAUUUGAAUGUCAAUUUUGCGCCAGUCAGUUUUACUUCGACACAACGUUAGUCAAUGCAACAUCUCAUAUAAUCGUAUGAUCAUAUAAUAAUAUUUUGCAUUUUUAACAAUUAACGCGCCUUUCUUCAUGAAAAAUAAUUUCUGCGAAAUUUUUUAGCCUUUUCCGUAAUAUAAUAUUAUACAUUCUAUUAAUGGCGUGCAAUAGUAAUAGUUGCUUCGAUCGGAAGUUAGACUUGGAAAGAUUACAAGGAACAAUGCAUUGAGUUCCGAGGUUCAUUUUAGUUUCAGUUCCCGUUUUUGUGCAUAUUUUCUCGUUCAUCGUUCGUAUUUUAGUAUUCUAUUAUUCGAAUUUCUUCGUUUAUACAUCGAUUCGGCAACUGGAUGACGCCUAACAUCGAUAACAUUGUGAAUCGCCGAUUGAAAAUCACGUAUUCUCGAAGUUUAUUCAAUAUAGGACGUGAAUCGAAGUGUAGCGUGUGAGGACAUUCAUCGAAUACAUUCAUAACGUAUUGAACGUAAGUUAUUUGUUAAAAUAUUUAUUUAUUUAUUUUUAUUAUGUUAAGGCAAUUCUUGAGGCGCAAAACAUAUAUUUAUAUGUAGUAUGAUUAUUCUCGCACAAAGGACGCAACUAUGCGUUAUAUGCGGUAAAAAAAAAGUUAAAUAACCAAUAAAUUUUUUUAA